Molecule: messenger RNA, 1590 nt
Organism: Colletotrichum scovillei
Lineage: Eukaryota; Fungi; Ascomycota; Sordariomycetes; Glomerellales; Glomerellaceae
Exons: 1
Coding region: 1-1590 (529 amino acids)
Source: RefSeq, a predicted model, not a curated record
AUGGAGGACGACAUGUUCCAAAAUGAAUAUGGGCAAGGCGAUGACACGUCGCCACUGCCGGACCUGGAUUUCUCAUCCAUCUCAGACGACCUGCUUUCUCAGUUCCUCUCACCUUUUGAUACCCCCAGUCUGCUUUGGUCACAGUCUUUUCCCAUAGCUCUGGACAAUCACCCACGAGGCUUUAUGCGUGCCGACGAAAUCUUCACCGAGAAUGGCGGACCCAUCCCGCUGCCACCAAGAUUUGCUCAGAUUAAACGAAGCCUGGUCGCGGGCAAGGAGCACGCCAUAGUGCAAUCAUGGGAACGCUUAUUAGUAGCUCUUCGAGCCGAGAUCGCCGUCAUUGGCGUCAGGAAAUCAGACAUUAUCCCGACCAUCGACUUCUCGGAGCUUCAAAAUCAUGCCCGCGUCUCCGACUUCACCGCCAAGCUCCGGCGCCGAGGUGGUGCCAUCAUCCGUAACGUCGUACCGGCCUCCGAGGCUCAUGCUUGGCGCGAAGAGACGGAGACAUACCUGUCGGAGAACCCGCACACCAAGGGCUGGCCAACGCGCGACCCGCACCUGUUCGGCAUCUACUGGUCCCCGUCACAGAUCAAGGGCCGAGCCCAUCCCAACGUCUUGGCCGCUCAGCGAUUUCUAAUGCGACUUUGGCGCUCUCGGGACCCCAGCGCACCCGUGGUGGCCGACCUACCGGUGGCAUACGCUGAUCGUCUUCGGAUCCGAACUCCAGGCGACGAAGCCUGGCAUCUGAAUGCUCAUGUAGACGGCGGCAGUGUCGAGCGGUGGGAGAGUGAUGGUUACGGGAACGCCGGGACGUACCAGCGCAUAUGGGACGGUAAAUGGGAAGACUACGACCCCUGGGAUAGCAGUACGCGGCUCAGAGUCACCUCAGAUCUCUACAACGGCGCGGGCUCAUGUAGUAUGUUCCGCAUGUUCCAAGGCUGGCUUUCCAUGUCCGACAUCAACCCGGCCGACGGCACACUCCUGCUUUGCCCCAUGCUCCAGCUCGCCACCGCCUACUUCCUCCUACGCCCCUUCUUCUCACCGCGCAACCCCUCGCCAACGUCCCCCAACUUCCUCGCGCGCGAGAACUGGGCCCUGGACUUUGCCCAAACGAGCAUCAUCCAGGGCGCCGUCCCUUCCUACACACAAGAGCUCAACUCGGCGCUCCACCCCCAUCUCCAGCUCGACAAGUCCCUCGUGCGCAUCCCGCCCGUGCGGCCGGGCGACUACGUCGUGUGGCACCCGGAUAUGGUAUACGGCGUCGACAGGGUGCCGACGUCGUCCGUGCCCGCGACCAUCAUGUACAUCCCGGCCUGUCCCCUGACGCAGACCAACGCGCUGUACCUCGCCCGCCAGCGGAAGGCGUUCCUCCUCGGCCAGCCGAGCCCGGAUUUUGGAGGCGGCAAGGGGGAGACGACGCACACGGGCCGGCCCGGCACGCAGGAAGUCAGCGACGCGGGUGGGGAGGACGGGCUUAGGGCCAUGGGGCUGCUGCCUUGGGAGGAUAAGGAGGGCAGGAGUCCGACGGAGAAGGCGCUGGUUGGGAUGGCGAACGCGAUUCUGUUUCCUGAGAGCUAUGACAUGGUUUGA